Molecule: messenger RNA, 2732 nt
Organism: Gymnodraco acuticeps
Lineage: Eukaryota; Metazoa; Chordata; Actinopteri; Perciformes; Bathydraconidae
Exons: 14
Coding region: 709-2130 (473 amino acids)
Source: RefSeq, a predicted model, not a curated record
UUAAACCCAUGAUAUCAAAAUCUCACUCCAGCCAGGUACCCAAAGUUGGCAACCCUGACCUACGUCCAUUUAUACAGUCUAUGGUCCAGACCCACUUUUGGAAUCAAAUGAUGACGUCAGUGGGAUUAUCUCCUUUAUCAACUCCUAAGCAUCCCCGGGACAACAUCACUAGCCCCGCUCCUAAAAAGGUGUGAAUUUGAGCCAAUCAAGGACUACUACUACUAGGUCGUCCUUAGACGAGUUUGCCAACGGGUUCGCCAAUCCUCACGGUCCUCCAUACACCCGGCCAGCUCUGUGGAGCUUUCCACCCCCACAUCCUUCCUCAGCACCUCCACGUAUGUUGGCGUGGGGCGCCCUCUUGGUCGGUGCCCGUGUGUUGGCUCCCAGAGUACUAACUUGCCAGCUGGAAGUUCCUGGUGUCGAUGGCAGUGACCUGCAAAUUUCAGUUUCCUGGAUGCCACCUUGUCACUCAGCCUGGGUAGCCCACCAGGACUAGCCCCGCUCCUACAUUUUUGAGAGAUUUCUGAGGAGAUUUUUCAUAUUUUUGGAGAGAAAUAAAGGCAUGGAUAGUUUUGUUACCAAGACCAAGAGAGUUCGGCUUGAGGUUGUGCAAGGGGAGCAGCUCCUCAUCACCGCAAGUCUGGCUGGAAUCCUGACUGGUUAAAGGACCCUCUCUUCAACACUUGGUUGUACAACACCAAAAAUGGCAUGUUUUGCAGGCUCUGUAGGCUACACAAGCCUCCUCAUACUAAAGGCCCUCGGCAAAGGUCCUUUAUUGAAGCUGGGUACACGGUCUACAGGAAGGAUGUGAUCCAGCACCACCUGAAAUCCGAACUGCAUCAAUACAGUGUGGGAAAGCAGGCGUCCCUGGCUUCAGGCCUCAGUGUGGUGCAGGCUUUUGAGCCCAAUAUUGUCAUGGAGCAUGAAGCCAUCAUAGGAGGGUUCAAAUGCCUAUACUGGCUCAUGAAGAAUGAAAUAUCGCACCACAACAACUACCCAAAGCUCCUCAGCCUAACGCAAUUAUUGGGUUGCAGCUACUUUGCAAAGCUGAAGCUGGACCAGAGGAGUAAUUAUCACUCCCACAGGAUUGUGGACGAAAUGCUGGAGAUCCUUGCGAAGAUUGUAGAGUCCUCUAUCAUGGAGAAGAUGAGGGUCUCAGCAGCUAUCGGCCUUGAGGUGGAUGAAACCACAGAUGUUUCUGUGAUCCGGCAGCUCGAUCUACAUGUCAGACUCCUGGACAAGGAUGGACUCGUCUACACGCACUUCCUUGACCUGGUCCCAUUGGACGAUGGGAAGGCUGAUACAGUUGUUGCUGCCAUCAAACGCGUGAUUCAGGAGAAGGGGCUCCCGACUAACAAGCUAUACGGGCUCGGGACUGAUGGAGCAGCAGUGAUGACUGGUCGUCUGAAUGGUGUGGCCAAGCAGCUCACUGAUGAUAUCCCGUGGCUGGUGGCUGUGGCCUGCGCGGCCCAUAGAUUGGCGCUGGCGUGUAAGGGGGCCUCAGAGACGGUGAAGUACAUGGCCACCUUCCGCAACCACCUACAGGACCUGCAUCUUUUCUUUCGCAACAGCGCCAAUCGGUCAGCCGCCCUGCACAAUGCUGCCACCACACUCGGUUUGAGUGACCUGAAGGUCAAGGAAGUCAAGGACACAAGAUGGUUGUCGCAGGAGAUGGCAGUCCAGAAUCUGCGGAGGAACCUGCCAGCCGUCCUCUCUGCUCUUGCUGAUGAGGCCACCACCAGAAAGUGUCCAAUAGCCAAAGGCCUGUACACCUUUUGCGCAACAUACCGUUUUGUGGCUGCCCUGUACCUGCAGGCGGAUGUGUUGCCGCACAUCUGCCUCCUCUCAAAGGUGUUCCAGAAGGCCAACGUAAACUUCUUACACAUUAAGACGCAGGUUCCAGCCACACUGGCAACCAUCAGGAGUUGUUGGGAGGCAGGCGAGGCCCCACUGCCCGGGACUCACCUCCAUCGGCUUCAUGCGGACCUGGACGAUCCUGUGGGACUUGGGCCAUUCAACAUCUGCCACAAGGAGGAGCGGGUCAGGAGGGGACGGGACGGGACCUCCAGGACCCUCCCAGGGACGUGCUGUGGGCCAGAUUUGUUAAAGAAGUGCUCAAACUAUACCUGAGUGGAUUGGAGAGCAACCUCAAGAACAGGUUCCCAGACGUCGAGUUGUUGGGGGCCUUUGUUGUGCUUAGGCAGCAAUGGCAGACGAAGACACCAACAUUGAAAACCUUGACAUUCUUGCGAGGAAGUUCAUCCCAGGGCGGGAAGAAGACCUUAAAACGGAGUGGUACUCCUUCAAACCCCAACUCACAGGAGCUUUCAAGGACAACAGUCAAGCUGAGAUCAUGCAGAUGCUGGCAAGCGAGAACGAUGAGUGGGCCGAACUCUAUCCUCUACUCGGCAAGCUUUCUGCAGCUGGGCUGGUGAUCCCGGUCUCAAGUGUGAACUGUGAGCGAGACUUCUCGACGAUGAACCGGGUGAAAACUGACCUGCGAAAUAGACUUCAGGGGGAGCACCUGGCAGCAUGCCUCCGAAUAUCCAUAGAUGGACCGGAAUCGGAACACUUUCCAUACCAGAAAGCCCUGGAGAGGUUUUUUGACAAGCCGCGACGGAUCCACUGCUCAAACAGGCUGUGCCGUCUGUGCAACCAUUACGUUUGUUGCUCAUUUCAUUCACCAGUUUGUAUAUAGUUAAAAUAAAGUUAUCCGGUGAUUGACGAUCAGA